Messenger RNA from Procambarus clarkii (red swamp crayfish), 764 nucleotides. Lineage: Eukaryota; Metazoa; Arthropoda; Malacostraca; Decapoda; Cambaridae. The record is from RefSeq and is a predicted model, not a curated record.
GGGGCACCUUUACACCGAUGGUUACCGUCUCUAAGUCGGCGUCGGAGUCGGUGUUGUCGCCACCGUCAACUGUGGUGGUGUCGCCGCCGUCGGCUGAGGUGGUGUCGCCGCCGUCGGCUGAGGUGGUGUCGUCACCGUCGGCUGAGGUGGUGGUGUCGCCGCCUUCGGCUGAGGUGGUGUCGUCACCGUCGGCUGAGGUGGUGGUGUCGCCGCCAUCAGCUGAGGUGGUGUCGCCGCCGUCGGCUGAGGUGGUGUCGCCGCCGUCGGCUGAGGUGGUGUCGCCGCCGUCGGCUGAGGUGGUGGUGUCGCCGCCGUCGGCUGAGGUGGUGGUGUCGCCGCCGUCGGUUGAGGUGGUGGUGUCGCCGCCGUCGGCUGAGGUGGUGUCGCCGCCGCCGGCUGAGGUGGUGUCGCCGCCGCCGGCUGAGGUGGUGUCGCUGCCGUCGACUGCGGUGGUUUCGCCGCCGUCGACUGCGGUGGUUUCGCCGCCGCCGACUGCGGUGGUUUCGCCGCCGCCGACUGCGGUGGUUUCGCCGCCGCCGACUGCGGUGGUUUCGCCGCCGCCGACUGCAGUGGUUUCGCCCGUUCUGCUCUUAAUGUCCUUCACAGCGUCAUUAACAUUUUCCAAAGACCCGGACACUUAUACGUCUGCCUCCUCGUCAUCCUCCGGAGGGACGGUGAUCCUCACAUCGUACUUGGUUUGUAGCUGCCGCAGACGCCGCUAGCGUUUACCUAUUAUGAGGUACCGGUUUUAGUGGGGCACCUUU